Molecule: messenger RNA, 13835 nt
Organism: Fimicolochytrium jonesii
Lineage: Eukaryota; Fungi; Chytridiomycota; Chytridiomycetes; Spizellomycetales; Powellomycetaceae
Product: dynein heavy chain and region D6 of dynein motor-domain-containing protein
Exons: 6
Coding region: 137-13738 (4533 amino acids)
Biological process (GO): microtubule-based movement
Cellular component (GO): dynein complex
Molecular function (GO): ATP binding; minus-end-directed microtubule motor activity; dynein intermediate chain binding
Source: RefSeq, a predicted model, not a curated record
CAUUCUCUUGAUUCUGCUAUCAAAUCUCCUUCGGCAGAUGCUGGUUCAUCUCCUAGGAAUAAAUCCACACGCCUCUUCGCUCUGAACCCACCACACACUCUGGAGCUCAGGUCGCGCUUACACAAGGCCCACCAUCAUGCCUUCGGAGGAGGCGGCAACCAAGCCGGUCACUCCGGGCGCGAAAAAGAAGGACGGCGAUGGAGAUGACACCGCGGCACCCAUCCACGUCGACGCCCGUGUCGGCUGGUUUGAAGACAAAGUCUGCAAUGCGCUGAAAAUCAAGAAUGAUAAGUGGAAGAAGUUGACGAUGUCGCAAGAGAACUUGCAAACAAUAGUAGACUUCCUGGACAAGGACUACAGCACCAUCCUCUUCUUCCUCACCCCCAAGGAGGAUCUCCUUCCGGCAAUCGCCUUCCCUUCUUCACUCAAGAAGAAAUCUGUAUAUUUCCUGAAACGCAAAACGGGCAGCCCCGUCACCGAAAAGCUCGACACCGAGCUUGUCCUGGGGGAUCUAUCCCCCAACCCACUGGAAUUCCUCUCCAAUCUGCUGGAAGAAGUGUAUUUGCCGCUCCUCACCAAUCCCAAGAAUCUCGAAUCGUGGCCUGAGGUCGUCGCGAGUGAUGUUCUGCGCCAUUUUCAUCAACUCAAUGGCGCUGUAUAUGUUAUUUCUGGCAAGUCUAAGGGCAAGACUAUGCUACCACUUCCCCACGGUGCCAAACUCACCACCGAGGCCGACCGCAGUGUCCUACACACUGUGGAAUCCGCAGUCAUCGACUGGACCCACCAAAUCAAGGAGGUCAUCAAGAGCUCCUCAGCCGCUCCGCUCGAGGAGCGGCUGAACCCCGGUCCCAUGGUGGAGAUCGACUUCUGGGCGGCCAAAGCGGCCAACCUGAAGUCGAUCCACCAGCAACUUACGGACGAAAAGAUCCAGAAGAUUUCCAAACUCUUGGAAGUCAGCAAAAGCACUUACUAUCCUGCUUUUAGGAUGAUUUUCGAUGAAGUCGUUGCAGCUUUGGACGAAGCCAACGACAUCACAACAUACCUCCGCGCUCUUCGUCCUUCCGUAGAGAGGCUCAACUCCGUCAACGACUUCAUCGAGUUGACGCAAAUCUUCCCCAGCGUGAUGCACACUCUCGUGCUCAUUUGGAAGCACUCCAAAUACUACAACACCCCACAGCGCAUGACGAUCGUCCUGCAAGAAAUAUGCAACGACAUCAUCGAGCAAGCUCGCGCCUUCAUCAAUCCUUCAGAGAUUUUCGCCUCCGAGCCUGAAGAGGCUGCAGAGCGCUUGAAGGUCGUCAUCCGCGUUUGCAACGCCUUCAAGGAGACGUUCUACGAGGCCAAAGCGCAGAUGGCCGAGACGAAGCGGCCUUGGAACUUUGACACCAAGGUCCUCUUCGCGAGGCUCGACAAGUUUUUGGGCCGUGUGCAGAACAUCGUCGAACUCUUUGACACAAUCAUCGAGUUCAACCGGCUCGAGAAAAUUGAGAUCGGCGGCACGAAGGGCAAGAUUCUGAGCUCACAGGUGGCGCAAAUCUUCUCCGAAUUUCAAGCCGCCCUGGGCAGCUUUUCGAAGCUCAAGUAUGACAUUCUUGACCUCAACCUUAGCGAGUUUGACGUCGACCUGGGCGCCUUCCACGCCAAGAUCGCUGAUCUCGACCGGCGCAUCGGGACCAUCUUGAGCCAGAGCUUUGAUGACUGCUCGGGUCUCAACUCUUGCUUCCGUCUCCUCGAGUCAUUCGCUGGACUGCUCAACCGUCCGAUCAUCCAGCAUGAUUUUGAGAAGAAGUAUUUUGCGCUUCUGAAGAUGUACUCGGCCGACUUGGAUGAGGUCGCCCACAUCUUUGCAAAGUUCAAGGCGCAUCCUCCGAUUCACUAUAACAUGGCGCCCGUGACUGGAGCGGUCGCCUGGGUGCAUGAACUGAAGGAUCGGAUUGCCAAGGCUAUGGACAAGCUGAAAAGUUUCAACCACAGUGCCAUGAACUCAGAGGAAGCAGGUCUCGUAACGCAAAAGUAUAACAACCUCUAUGAGACACUCGAGACCUACGAGCGCUCCAUCUUCACCAAAUGGAGCGAUACCAUCAUCGAUGAGACCGAAGCCAACCUUAACAAGCCGCUCCUCAUCCGCGAAGAUGACUUGCUCCGCGUUAACUUCGACCCCAAAGUCGUCGCCUUGCUUCGUGAGGUCCGCUACUUUGAGGCACUCACGGUCACUCCGCCUCCAGCCGCCGCAGCGAUCUACUCCAAGUCGGAUGUGUUCCGAAAGUACAUUUUCCAACUGGACCACAUUACAAAGUCGUACAAUGGCAUUCGCACUGGUGUGAACAACGUAGAACGCCCGCUGAUCGAGGAUCGGAUCAGCCAGAUCGACGCCCAGAUCAAGUACGCGCUGACGGAUCUCAACUGGACAUCCGACAACAUCGUUUCCUACAUUGCCGAAAUCAGUGCGUCCGUUGGCGACUUGUCGUCCGUCCUGCAGUUGAUGAAGAGCAACUUGAACCAGAUUCGCAAGAUCAUGAAGGCGUGGUCGGCGACGCCAUUGGUUGAGCGGAAGGACUCUAAGAAGCUUCUCAAUCUGGAGGAGAAGGAUACCAAGCUUUCUACAGCCUACGAUAUCAUCAAACGUGAUGGACAGUCGAUUCACCAGCUCAUUACGCAAACACGUGAGGUUGUGCAGGCGAAGGAAGAGUCGGAAGAGUGGAAACGCUACCAAGCCUUCAUUGACGAGGUUGUUCGGGAAGGGUUCUGGCAAACUCUGAAGACUAGUUUGGAGUACAUCGCUCAAAACAUGGAGUCAGAGCGUUUGGCUGAUGUUGGUGCUCUUCUUGAGGCUAAGCUGGAGCUUCACGGGGAGAUUCUCGUCUUCACCCCUACGAUGGAUGAAGACUCUGAGAAUAGCAUCGCCUAUAUCAUCAACGAUGUUCUUGAAGACAUCUACGAUUGUGCCUCUUUGAUGGGACGGGUGGCACCUGCGCAACAACCCGGAGUUCCGCUACAGAAUGGGGCGGGCAUGGUGCCAGUAUCCGGCGAAGCUGGUGCAGCCGGUGCUACCGGUGGCGGCGCGGCAGGGGAGGCCGCAGACGCCGGGGAAACGCUCAGCGACGAUCAAACCGACGAAGCUGAUGGCGAAUCCGACGCUGACCAAGAGGACUUGCGCGCCAAACAACUGGCACAAAUCAACAUGGAAAACGAAACCUACCUAGGUGAAAUGCGUCGCGAUCAGACACUCGGCAAAUUGCGGGCUACGAUUCUGGAGCGUGUUCGUCAGAUCAUGACCGAGUCCGUCUUGUACAAAGAUGGAUACGACCAGUACACAUGGUUGUGGACCGAGAAUCGCCAGGACUACAUGAAGCAGUUCCUCGAAAUUUCUGACAAGCCCAAAGACGAGGAAGGUGCUGCUCCCACGGAGGAGGCGCCGGUCACGCAGACGGAAAACGUCAGCAAACUGGAGAGGUUCGAGAACGAGAUCCGAAAGUUCGAGGCACUGCACAAGCAAAUCAUGAGCAUCGAGCCGGAGGUCAUCUUCCAAGGCUGGUUCCGCAUCGACGCCAAGCCUUUGAAACAGGCUUUGAAUGUCGUGGUCAAGAAAUGGAGCUACACCUUGACAAAGCAUUUGCAGGACGAUGCUAUUGUAAGCUUGAAUGAGCUCAACGACUUUGUCAAGCAUAAUAAGAAAGGCCUCCAACGUGAGAUCAGGGAGGGUGAUUACGAUGCUCUCGUAUCAUCGAUGGGUCUUCUUCAUGCGAUCAAGCAACGAACGGGAAGCAUUGACGGGAUGUUUGAGCCGUUGCGGAAAACCAUCAAUUUCUUGCGCCAAUUCGGUGUGGAAAUGCCAGAUGAGACGCAUAAACUUCUCAACGACUUGCCCGAACAAUGGUCGGAGGUCAAGAAGCUCUCGAUGGCUGUAAAGGACCAAGCUGCACCGCUUCAAGCGCGUGAAGUCGACGUCUUGCAGCAAAAGUGCAACAAGUUCGAAACGCGCAAUCACAACUUCCGGGAAGAGUUCCGCAAGAAGGCGCCUUUCAAAUUCGAGAUAGGGUCCGAAAAGGCAUAUCAAUCCAUCGACACUGUGCACGUCGACGUUCUGGCGAUGGAGAACGAGGCAAAGGCUCUUCGAACGUCCUGCGAACUUUUCGAGCUGAACGUGCCCAACUACCGACAGCUUGCUGACUGUCGACGCGACAUCGGGAUGCUCAAGUCAGUCUGGGACGUUGUGUCUCUAGUCACUCUCAUGUUCGAGCAAUGGCGAACAACCCUUUGGACUGCGAUCGACACCGAUGCUAUGGAGACUCACUGUCGAGACUUGAGCAAAGAACUGCGGCGAAUGGACAAAGAAAUCAAGGGAUGGGAUGUCUAUUCGGGACUUGAUCAAGCCGUGAAGGACAUGGUGACAUCGCUUCGAGCUGUUGGGGAGCUUAGGAGCAAUGCCAUUCGCGAUCGUCACUGGAAGCAGCUGAUGAAGACGACCGGCGUUACCUUCGUUAUGACGGCCGACAUGAAGUUCCAAGACUUGCUCAGUCUUCAGUUACACAAGUUUGAGGACGAUGUGAAGGUUAUCGUCGAUCGUGCGACGAAAGAGUUGUCCAUGGAGAAGGUCCUCAACGACCUCUCGAAGACAUGGAGUGUUAUGGAAUUCACUUACGAAAUACACGAGAGCACGAAAACACCGCUACUCAAGAGUUCAGAAGAGCUUAUCGAGACAUUGGAGGACAACCAGGUCAUGCUGCAAACCAUGAUGACUUCCAAAUAUGUUGCGCACUUCGAGGAGCAAAUCACCAAAUGGCAAAAUGUUUUGUCCACUGUGGAUUCCGUGAUCACGUUGUGGUUGGAAGUCCAACAAACUUGGUCCCAUUUGGAGAACAUUUUCAUGGGGUCGGAGGACAUUCGUGCCCAGCUUCCAGAAGACUCGAAGCGUUUCGAUAGUAUCGAUGCAGCAUAUAAGGAGCUCAUGAAGGAAGCUUCUAAGACGCCAAAUUGUGUCGAGGCGUGCACGAAGGAGGGUUUAUUCGACCGGCUCGAAAAGCUCCAAGGGCAAUUGGCCCUUUGUGAGAAGUCUCUCGCCGAGUACCUGGAAACCAAGCGUUUGGCUUUCCCCCGUUUCUAUUUCGUUUCUGCCUCCGAUCUGUUGGAUAUCCUGGCGAAAGGAAACAUGCCACAAGCGGUUGCUGUGCAUUUGGGCAAACUCUUCGAUAGUUUGGCAUCUUUGGAGUUCUACAAGGGACCCAACGGCGAAGUGACGAAAACCGCCGUCGGAAUGUAUUCGAGGGAAGACGAAUACGUACAGUUCAUCGAACCUUGCGAGUGUACAGGUCCAGUUGAGGUGUGGCUCAACCGAUUGGUGGAUAUGAUGCGAAAGACCCUGCGAACUGCGCUCGGAGACUCCGUUACCGCCUACGAGGAGAAGCCGCGCGAUCAGUGGAUCUUCGACUACCCCGCGCAGAUUACUCUUGCGGGAACGCAAAUUUGGUGGACCACAGAAGUGAAUUCAACAUUCGCACGAUUGGAGGAGGGAUACGAAAACUCCAUGAAGGACUACUACAAGAAGCAGGUUAACCAGCUCACUGCUCUGAUUACGCUAAUUCAGGGAGACCUGACCAAGCUGCACCGUCAAAUGAUUAUGACGGUUUGUACCCUCGAUGUGCACGCUCGUGACAUUGUUGCGAAGCUCAUUGCGGAGAAAGCCGAUUCCGCACAAGUGUUCUCAUGGCAAUCGCAACUUCGUCUUCGAUGGGACGAAGAUCAAUCCGAUUGUAUCAUCAACAUUUGCGAUGCUUCGUUCCGCUACAGCUACGAGUAUCUCGGCAAUACUCCUCGUUUAGUCGUGACAUCGCUGACGGAUCGUUGCUACAUUACACUGACACAAUCCUUGCACUUGAUCAUGGGAGGUGCGCCCGCCGGUCCUGCUGGUACCGGCAAAACUGAGACGACCAAGGAUUUGGGCAAAGCCUUGGGAAUCAUGGUUUACGUGUUCAACUGCUCCGAGCAAAUGGACUACCGUUCCGUCGGAAACAUUUUCAAAGGACUCGCGCAAUCCGGAACAUGGGGGUGUUUCGAUGAGUUCAACCGUAUUGUUGUGGAAGUACUUUCCGUCAUUGCCACACAGGUCAAGUCGAUUCAGGAUGCAUUGAAGGCGAAGAAAAAGCGCUUCAUUUUCCAGGGAGAGGAGAUCAGUCUCACUCCAACCGUCGGAGCUUUCAUCACCAUGAACCCUGGUUACGCUGGUCGUGCCGAGCUUCCUGAGAACAUCAAAGCGCUUUUCCGGCCAUGUUCUAUGUGUGUGCCCAAUCUGGAGCUCAUCAUGGAAAUCAUGCUGAUGGCGGAAGGAUUUGUGGAGGCCAGUGGGUUGGCCAGAAAGUUCAAUACCCUUUACAAAUUGAACAAGGAGCUGCUGUCGAAGCAAGAUCAUUACGAUUGGGGUCUUCGUGCGAUCAAAUCUGUGUUGGUGGUCGCCGGUGCUUUGAAGCGUGCGGACCGUAACGUUCCGGAAGAUCAAGUGCUCAUGCGAGCACUACGUGAUUUCAACUUGCCCAAAAUUGUCUCCGAUGAUUUGCAAGUGUUCCACGGUCUUAUUGGCGAUCUGUUCCCCAAAGUCGAAGUCGCUCGUAAACGUGACGAAAAGCUCGAACAGGACAUUCGCAAGGCCACCCUCGAGAGUGGUCUUCAAGCUGAGGAAGUCUUCGUCCUCAAAGUCGUUCAACUGGAAGAAUUGCUGGCUGUUCGUCACUGUGUCUUCAUCAUCGGUAAUGGAGGUACCGGCAAAUCUCAGAUCUGGAAGAUGUUGGCCAAAACCUACAUCAACAGCGGGAAGAAGUGCGUCUUCUCUGAUCUCAACCCGAAAGCCGUCACGACGGACGAUCUAUUUGGUUGCAUUAACCCAUCGACUCGGGAGUGGAAGGACGGACUAUUCUCUUCCAUCAUGCGUGAGCUUGCCGGGAUGCCCGGAACGGAUCCUCGCUGGAUGAUUUUGGACGGCGACAUUGACCCGAACUGGAUUGAGUCCCUCAACACGGUCAUGGAUGACAACAAAAUGUUGACUUUGGCCAGUAACGAGCGUAUUCCAUUGAAACCGAACAUGCGUCUGAUUUUCGAGAUUGGGGAUCUCAAAUAUGCAACACCUGCCACGGUCUCACGAGCCGGUAUUCUUUAUUUGAAUACGACCGAUCUGGGAUGGAAUCCGUAUGUUCAAUCUUGGUUGGACAAACGCGAGGACGCUAGCGAGAAGUCGAACUUGAGCGUCUUGUUCGACCGGUACGUCAAUGUAUGCUUGGACGCCUGCCGGUCGGGUAGAUUCAAGCAAGCCAAUGUGGAGGAGUUCUCCAUGAUUGUUACGCUCUGUAAUAUCCUUGAAGGUCUUUUGACGCCAGAGAACACUCCUAAAGGAUGCGACAAGGAGUGGUUCGAGGUUUACUUCGUCUUUGCCGCAGUCUGGGCGUUUGGCGGAUGUGUCUUCCAGGACCAGAUGGUGGAUUAUCGUGUGGAGUUCAGUAAAUGGUGGAACGGGGAGUUCAAGACCGUGAAGUUCCCUGCUCAAGGAACGGUCUUUGACUACUAUGUCGAUGCGGAGACAAAGCGGUUUGCGCCGUGGACGGACAAGGUCCCCCCCUAUGUGUAUGAUGCGGACAUGCCUUUGAACGCAGUGCUCGUUCAUACUCCUGAAACAACGCGCAUGCGAUAUAUGCUUGAUGUCUUAGCGGACAACGGAAAGCCCGUCUUGCUUGUGGGGAACGCAGGAUGCGGUAAAACAGUUCUCAUGCAAGACAAGCUAUACUCGUACGGGGAGGAUCGCCAGAUCGUCAAUGUAGCCUUCAACUUCUACACGACGGCUUGGUCCCUCCAAUCUAUUCUGGAAAAGCCGCUUGAGAAGAAAGCUGGUAGGAACUACGGCCCGCCUGGAUCGAAAAAGCUCAUCUACUUCCUGGAUGACUUGAACAUGCCUGAAGUGGACAAAUACGGAACCGCAUCACCACAUACGUUGUUGAGGCAAUAUUUGGACUACAAGCAUUGGUACGAUCGAGCCAAGCUUACUUUGAAGGAAAUCCACAACUGCCAGUAUGUGGCGUGUAUGAACCCCACCGCCGGAAGUUUCACCAUUUCGGGGCGGUUACAAAGGCACUUUGCAACAUUUGCGGUCAAUUUCCCAGGUGUUGACUCGCUGCAGAGUAUCUAUUUCCAGAUCCUUUCUGGCCACUUGAAACAGUUCCCCAACAACAUCCAGAGACUGGCGGAGAAGCUUGUCGCCGGAUCGUUGCUUUUGCACAAGAAGGUUGCCGCUACGUUCUUGCCUUCAGCGGUCAAGUUCCACUACAUUUUCAAUCUGCGAGACUUGUCGAAUAUUUUCCAAGGUCUCUUAUUUUCGAACAAAGAUACGCUGAAGGAGCCCAUCGACUUGGUUCGGCUAUUCCUUCACGAGACAUCGCGUACGUACGGUGACAAGAUGGAUGAUGCAGAUCAACAACAGCUGCAGAAGUUCCAACAGGAAGUGGUGAAGAAGACUUUCGAGGACAUGGAUCAAGCCGCCAUCAAUGCAGAACCGAUCCUUUUCACCCACUUUGCUUCUGGUAUCGGGGAAUCGAAAUACGGUCAACUGAAGGAUUGGCCGGCUUUGAAAAAGCUCCUUGACGAGGCGCAGAUGCAGUAUGAUGAAGUCAAUGCCGCCAUGAACCUGGUGCUUUUCGAAGACGCCAUGGCUCACGUCUGUCGCAUCAACCGUAUCCUGGAAUCUCCACGCGGAAAUGCGCUGUUAGUUGGUGUGGGAGGAAGCGGAAAACAAUCGUUGGCUCGUCUGGCUGCAUUUAUCAGCCAGAUGGAGGUAUUCCAAAUCACUCUGAAGAAGGGCUAUUCCGUGAACGAUCUAAAGGCGGACCUUGCGGUUCUGUACCAGAAAACCGGUUUGAAGAAGGUUCAAAUUAUGUUCCUCUUGACGGACUCCCAGAUUGCGGAUGAAAAGUUCUUGGUUCUGAUUAACGACAUGUUAGCUAGUGGAAACAUUCCCGGUCUAUUCCCAGAUGAUGAAGUGGAAACGAUCAUCAACGGCAUGCGAAAUGAAGCAAAGUCACAAGGCCUAGUGGAUACUCGUGAAGUGUGCUGGGAUCUGUUCAUCAGAGCCGUCCGCAAGAAUCUGAAAGUCGUACUCUGCUUCUCUCCGGUCGGGAACGCGCUUCGCUCUCGAUGCCGCAAAUUCCCUGCAAUUGUCAAUUGCACUAUGAUUGACUGGUUCCACGAAUGGCCCGAAGAAGCUCUUCAGUCCGUGGCAACGAGAUUCAUCGCUACAAGUGAACUCGUACCCGAGGACCUGAAGCUGCCAGUCACUCGCUUCAUGGCGUUCGCACAUCAGAGUGUUAACACCGUCUCAAAGAAGUACCAUGUGAAUGAGAAGCGGUACAAUUACACCACGCCAAAAUCGUUCUUGGCUUUGAUCUCACUUUACAAGGAGAUGCUGGAGCAGAAAUCUAGGGCUCUUACAAAGAGCAUGGAGCGUCUGGAGAACGGCCUGACAAAACUGCAAAGUACCGCGUCUCAAGUAGCCGAUCUGAAAGCGAAACUCGCCUCGCAGGAAGUCGAGUUGAAGAGCAAGAAUGAGGAAGCCGAGCGUCUUAUCGAGCGCGUUGGUGUCGACACUGAGAAAGUGAACAAAGAGAAGGCCAUUGCCGCAGAGGAAGAGAAAAAGGUCGAUGCUAUCACCAAGGAAGUUCAGGAAAAGCAGGCUGACGCCGAAAAGGAUUUAGCAGCUGCUGAACCUGCAUUGGCAGCCGCAGCUAACGCCUUGAACACGCUCAACAAGGCCAAUUUGACGGAACUGAAAUCCUUCGGUUCGCCAUCCCAAGAAGUCGUUGAUACCGCAGCGGCAGUCAUGAUUUUGCUGAGUCCCGCUGGAAAAAUUGCGAAGGAUAGGUCGUGGAAAGCUUCGAAGAAUAUGAUGGCGAAGGUGGACGCUUUCUUGGAAAGUCUGAUCAAUUUCGACAAAGAAAACAUCGACAGUUCCAAUCUGGACGCACUAGCGCCGUAUUUGUCCAAUCCUAAUUUUAACGAGGAAUUUAUGAAGUCAAAAUCCAUCGCUGCUGCUGGUCUUUGUUCAUGGGUAGUGAACAUUGUCAACUACUACCAUACCUACCGGGAAGUGGAGCCCAAACGCAAGAUGUUGGAGGCGGCGAAUGAGACCCUGCGGGAAUCUCAAGCCCGUUUGGCCGAAAUCCAAGGCAAGAUUGCCGAGCUCGACAGGAAUUUGGCGGAGCUGACGGCGCAGUUCGAAAAGGCAACUGCUGACAAGCUUGCUUGUGAGGAGGAGGCUAGGGCAACGCAAGAGACUAUCGUUCUUGCGAAUCGUCUCGUAGGAGGUCUGGCAUCCGAAAACGUUCGUUGGAAUGAAGCAGUCGCCAAGUUUAAGGAACAGGAGAAGACCCUCGCUGGUGAUGUGCUGAUGUCUGCGGCUUUCGUUUCCUACGUUGGAUGUUUCAGCAAGCGCUACCGAGAGGAGCUGCUCCAAGAUUACUGGCUGAAAUACCUGACCGAUCCGAGCAACCCGCACAAAGUACCUCUCUCUGAAGGAUUAGAUCCACUGGACAUUUUGACGUCGAGCGCCGAGAUUGCCAAGUGGAACAACGAAGGCCUUCCAAGCGAUCGUGUGUCUCUCGAAAAUGCAACCAUGGUAACCAGCUGUAAGCGUUGGCCACUGAUUAUUGAUCCUCAGUUGCAAGGAGUGGUCUGGAUCAAGAACCGGGAAGGAGCUGGUCUAAAGAUCGUUCGUCUUGGUCACAAGGGUUACUUGGAUGCGAUUGAAAAGGCGGUCUCCAGCGGAGACACCGUCCUCAUUGAGGAUAUUCAAGAAAGCAUCGACGCUGUGCUGAAUCCUUUACUUGGUCGCGAGACAAUCAAGAAAGGGAAGUACAUCAAAAUGGGUGACAAGGAAGUCGAGUAUGAUCCGAAGUUCAAACUCAUUCUGCAAACGAGGCUCCCGAACCCGCACUACCCGCCAGAAAUUCAGGCGCAAACCACGCUAAUCAACUUCACCGUUACACUGGCUGGUUUGGAGGACCAGCUUCUCGCUGACGUCGUGAACGUUGAGCGACCUGAUCUCGAGCGUACGAAAGCCGAAUUGACGAAACAGCAGAACGAGUUCAAAAUCAAGUUGACGGAACUUGAGGAUGCGUUGUUGUCACGUCUUUCUGCUGCUCAAGGUAACUUCUUGGGCGACACCGCACUCGUCGAAAACCUCGAAAUCACGAAGAGUACCGCAACGGACAUCGAACAAAAAGUGGAGGAGGCCAAGAAAACGGAAAAGAAGAUCAACGAAACUCGUGAGCUCUAUCGCCCUGUGGCAGCUCGGUCGUCACUCCUCUACUUCUUGUUAAACGACUUGUGGCAAAUUCACCCGAUGUAUCAGUACUCUCUCAAUGCUUACAAAGUUGUGUUCCAAAAUGCCAUCUCUCGAGCGGACAAAAGUGAGGACAUCAAGGAACGAGUUACCGCGUUGAUCGACUCUAUCACCCACAUGGUGUUCAUAUAUACCACGAGAGGUCUCUUUGAGAGAGACAAGCUAAUUUUCCUGGCUCAGAUGACCUUCCAAAUCCUCAUCAGCCAGGGAGACAUGGACUUGCCCGAGCUCGACUUCCUCUUGCGGGGACCUCGGGUAGUGAAUGUCAAAAGCCCGUUUGACUGGCUCUCGGACUCUUCGUGGGGGCUGGUCAAAGCUUUGUCAAACAUGGAGGUAUUCCGGUCACUCUCCUCGGAUAUCGAGGGAGGUUCCAAGCAGUGGAAGAAGUAUUGCGAAUUGGAAGUUCCUGAAAGUGAGAAAUUGCCUCAAGAGUGGAAGAACAAAACAGCCUUGGAGAAACUUUGCAUCCUGAGAUGUCUCCGUCCGGAUCGUAUGACAUAUGCGAUAUCGAACUUCAUCGCCGCGAAAAUGGGCCCGAAAUACAUCAACACAUCUCGGGUUCCGUUAACGAAGUCAUACGAGGAAUCAGGCCCUGCGACACCGAUCUUCUUUAUCCUUUCUCCUGGUGUAGAUCCAGUCAAGGAAGUCGAAGCUCACGGACGAACCCUCGGAGUAGGUGAAGACAACGGAAACUACCACUACGUGUCCUUAGGGCAAGGACAGGAGGUUAUUGCCGAGCAAAAGCUCGAACUCGCUUACAAACAAGGCGGAUGGGUCAUGUUGGAGAACAUCCAUCUGGUUGCAAAGUGGUUACCUGUCCUCGAGAAGAAACUUGAAGCUUUGUCCACCGGCUCGCACCCAGACUUCCGAGUCUUCCUUUCAGCCGAGCCCGCCGGCGAUCCUGCGUACCACAUUAUUCCGACAUCCAUUCUGCAGGCGUCAGUCAAGAUCACCAACGAGCCACCUACGGGUAUGCAAGCCAACGUCCACAGGGCACUUGACAACUUCACGCAAGAGUCGUUAGAACGAUGCUCGAAAGAUGCGGAGUUCAGAGGAAUUCUCUUCGUCCUCUGCUACUUCCAUGCGGCCAUUUUGGAACGGAGGAAAUUCGGAACACAGGGGUGGAAUAGGGCGUAUCCCUUCAGCACUGGUGACUUAACGAUUUCUGCCGAUGUCCUUUACAACUACCUUGAGACCUUCGCGAAGGUUCCAUGGACAGAUCUGCGAUACAUGUUCGGAGACAUCAUGUAUGGAGGACAUAUCUCAGACGAUUGGGACCGUCUGCUCUGCUCGUCCUACUUGGACACAUAUAUUCAGCCAGACAUGUUUGAAGGAAGCUUCGAGCUUGCACCUGGAUUCACGAUGCCCCCUACUUCCGAUCUCAAAGACUACCACAAGUACAUCGACGAAAACCUUCCACCAGAAUCACCCUACCUUUACGGCUUACAUCCGAAUGCGGAAAUUGGUGUGCUGACGAAGAGUGCUGAUACUCUAUUCCGAACGAUUUUGGAAAUGCAACCGAAGGACACUGGUGGUGGUUUGGCAACCAGCAAGGAGGAGAAGGUUGGCCAAGUCAUUGAAGAGAUUCUCGGGUCGCUCCCUGAUCCAUUCAACGUGCCGGAAUUGAUGGCCAAGGUCGAGGAACGAACACCUUACAUAUCCGUUGCAUUGCAAGAAUGCGAUCGAAUGUCGACGCUAACCAACGAGAUUCGUCGUUCGUUACGAGAGCUACAACUCGGUCUCAAGGGUGACUUGACAAUUACUGAAAACAUGGAGGCGUUGAUGAACUCUAUCUACUUGAAUACGGUACCCAUUUCUUGGGAAAAGCUCGCAUACGCAUCGCUACAAGGGCUUGCCUUGUGGUACGCAGAUCUUCUUCAACGAAUCAAAGAGCUGGAAGGCUGGGUGUCAGAGUUCCAGCUGCCGGCUGUUGUUUGGCUGCCUGGCCUGUUCAACCCGCAAUCUUUCCUUACGGCCAUCAUGCAAACGACUGCGAGGAAAAACGAAUGGCCACUCGACCGUAUGGUACUUUCCGUCGAUAUCACAAAGAAAGCCAAGGAGGAGUUCUCCGGAGCGCCUCGUGAAGGCGCGUACAUCCAUGGCAUGUUCAUGGAGGGAGCCCGGUGGGACACCAACACGGGUCUCAUUCAGGAGAGUUUGCUCAAAGAGCUCACGCCCGCAAUGCCCGUCAUCUAUAUCAAAGCCAUACCAAUCGACAAGAAAGAUACGAAGGGCGUUUAUGAAUGCCCUGUGUACCGAACGCGGCAAAGAGGUCCAACCUUCAUCUGGACAUUCAAUUUGAAAACCAAGGAAAGGCCUCAAAAGUGGACAUUAGGGGGGGUUUGUCUGCUAUGCCAGACUGAUUAGAGACGGUGGGAUUGCCGGCUAUGUACAGUGAUGGCGUGGGGGCAACUUGUAUUUAUCAUUAUAAUGGAUUUAAUAAGAUUCUGUAAGGCCCUCCUGA